Labeo rohita (rohu) is the source of this 3124-nucleotide messenger RNA. It is a transcript of the gene abcb7, whose product is annotated as ATP-binding cassette, sub-family B (MDR/TAP), member 7. Gene Ontology annotation, cellular component: mitochondrial inner membrane. Lineage: Eukaryota; Metazoa; Chordata; Actinopteri; Cypriniformes; Cyprinidae. The record is from RefSeq and is a predicted model, not a curated record. Gene Ontology annotation, molecular function: ATP binding; ABC-type transporter activity; ATP hydrolysis activity. Gene Ontology annotation, biological process: transmembrane transport; intracellular iron ion homeostasis.
ACACCAAACGUCGUUUUAACUGAGACCUGAAGCCUUUCAGUCUGAGGCAUGACACCUUUUUAUGGAACGCCAUUGGGGACAAUACCUAUUAUAUGUAACGCGUGAAAUCUGGACGCAUUAACACGCAAAGUUUGUACGCGUAAAUACGAAGUAUAUGUUCGGGUGUCGCGUCAGACUGCACAACAGCAAAUAGCGUUGCUCUAUUUAGGAUUUAAUUUGCAUUUGUGAUGGGAUGGCACGUUGCUGUAUACGUAUAUAAACAUCAGACGACAUUUCUUUUCGUGAGGGAUGACGUGCUGUUAGGCAGCUGCGCGGAAAUGACGUCACGGGUGACGUUCCCCUCAGCCCUUCAGUUCAGCAUGGCGCCGCUCUUGGUCCCGCUGAAAUGUGGAUUUCACAUUCAAAGGCGAAAAUUGUCACUGUUGCUUCAGCAGAGCCGCGCCGUUCACGCGUGGACCUAUCACGAGCACAGAGCGGCGAAUAAACGGAAAGAGCGGAGCACAUAUCAGCUUCCAAGUCAAAGCCGAGCAUCGUCAACAUGGGCCAACAGCCGAGCUCAGAACAGCCGACAGAUCCUAGAAGCAGUGAAACAUUUACAGAUUCCAGAGAGACAGUGCUGGCACGGCCAUGCAGGUGGAGGACUCAGUGCAGACCCCAAAAAUGUGCUUAAGGAAGUGAACUCCUCAAAGAUUCUUGCAGCGAUGUUGACGUAUGUUUGGCCUAAGGACAGACCGGACCUGCGCGCUCGAGUGGCCAUAUCGCUGGGUCUCCUCGCUGGAGCCAAGAUAACCAAUGUGAUGGUGCCCUUCAUGUUUAAAUAUGCGGUGGACGGCCUGAACCAGAUGUCGGGACACAUGUUGAACCUGAACGACGCGCCAAACACGGUGGCCACCAUGGCAACGGCUGUUUUGAUUGGCUACGGUGUUUCCCGCGCCGGAUCCGCUCUCUUCAAUGAGCUGAGGAACGCAGUGUUCGGGAAAGUGGCUCAGAGCUCCAUCAGGAGGAUAGCCAAGAACGUCUUUCUCCAUCUUCAUAACCUGGAUCUGGGUUUCCAUCUGAGCAGGCAGACGGGAGCGCUGUCCAAAGCGAUUGACCGUGGCACUCGAGGAAUCAGCUUUGUGCUCAGCGCACUGGUCUUUAACCUGGGGCCAACGCUUUUUGAAAUGAUGCUUGUCAGCGGCAUUUUGUAUUAUAAAUGUGGAGGUCAGUUUGCUCUGGUCACUCUGGGGACGCUCUCAGCGUACACCGCUUUCACUAUUGCUGUUACACAGUGGAGGACGCGGUUCAGGAUCGAGAUGAAUAAGGCGGAUAAUGAGGCUGGAAACGCUGCUAUCGAUUCUCUCCUCAAUUAUGAAACUGUUAAGUAUUUCAACAAUGAGAAGUAUGAGGCCGAGCGUUAUGAUGGUUUUCUGAAGGUGUACGAGUCGUCGUCUCUGAAGACCACUACUACUCUGGCCAUGCUCAACUUUGGUCAGAGCGCCAUCUUCAGCGUCGGCCUCACCGCUAUCAUGGUGCUGGCGAGCAAAGGCAUAAUGGCAGGCACCAUGACAGUGGGUGAUCUAGUGAUGGUGAACGGGCUGCUUUUCCAGCUCUCUAUGCCGCUCAACUUCCUGGGCACCGUGUACAGAGAGACCCGGCAGGCCCUCAUAGACAUGAACACGCUCUUCACUCUGCUCAGCGUCGACACCAAAAUAAAGGAGAAAGAAAUGGCCCCGCCGCUGCUCGUUACACCCCAGGAAGCCACCAUCAGGUUUGAGGAUGUGUAUUUUGAGUACUUGGAGGGACAAAAGGUGCUUAACGGGGUUUCCUUUGAAGUACCUGCAGGGAAAAAGGUGGCCAUUGUUGGUGGCAGUGGAUCUGGAAAGAGCACAAUUGUCCGAUUGCUCUUUCGUUUCUACGAGCCACAGCAGGGCAACAUCUACAUCGCCGGCCAGAGCAUUCGUGAUGUUAGUUUGGAGAGCCUGAGGAAAGCUGUGGGCGUCGUACCGCAGGACGCCGUGCUUUUCCACAAUACCAUAUUUUACAAUCUGCUGUAUGGUAACAUCAACGCCACAGCAGAGGACAUCUACCGUGUGGCCAGACUAGCUGGAAUCCAUGAUGCCAUUCUCAAAAUGCCUCAUGGAUAUGACACGCAGGUCGGAGAACGAGGACUGAAGCUCUCAGGUGGAGAAAAGCAGCGUGUGGCCAUCGCACGGGCCAUCCUUAAGAACCCUCCCAUUUUGCUGUAUGACGAGGCCACGUCUUCACUAGACUCAAUCACUGAAGAGAAUAUUCUGACUUCCAUGAAGGAGAUGGUGAGGGACAGAACAUCUGUCUUUAUUGCACACCGGCUGUCCACCAUUGUGGAUGCAGAUGAGAUUAUUGUACUAAAUCAGGGGAAGGUGGCCGAACGCGGCAGCCAUCAGGCUCUGCUGAACACGCCGGGCAGUCUGUACGCCGACCUGUGGAACACGCAAAACAGCAGAACCGUGGGUAACGGCGGCAAGCCCGAGCCCGUUCCCGAGCGCGUGUCGCAGAAAGAGGAGGAACGCAAGAAACUGCAGGAGGAGAUCCUGAACAGCGUGAAGGGCUGCGGGAACUGCUCGUGCUGAGGCUCUCGUUCUCUCGUCCUCUCUUCAUGCCCAGACCUGCUUCAGCCUUUCACGUGAGCAUCUGGAUGUCCGCCGGACUGUGAUUACAGCGAGGGCUCAAAGCUGACGGGUGUCCUUCCUCUUUGUGAUUUUUUUUUUUUUUUUUUUUUUUUUUUUUUCCCCCCAUAACCUCAAGGGCCAAUGCCAUGCCUUUACUUUCACGUGCUAUCAAGGUGAUUUGAACCUGUUUUAAAAGAUUUGUCCGUGUCAUCUGGAACUCUUGUAAGUUGUUUUUAUUAUGGGUGUGUACAUAUUACUAAUGCAAUAUUUUCUAGAUGUGCUGCGAAGCACAUUGUAUAGAGCGCACAUAUCAUUGAAUAGAUAUUUUGUCUGUUGAAUUAUGUUAGAUACGCCAGGACCAUUUUGGAGAUUUUCUGUGAACGUUGGCACCAUCUUAUAUUUAACCAACAUUAAUUUAUACCAAAUCUGAAUGAAAUGUCAUUGCAAGUACAUUUAACAACUUGUUUAAUAAACUUGUUUCUUCGAGUGUCUGA